AUGGAGGCAGGGAAUGAAAAUAUUCAAGUAACGGAGGAAGAAGCAAAUCUGAAGAUCAUAAACAAAAAAGUGAAUGCUCUAAACAAAAGAAAUGAACGGGAAUUAAAAUCAGUUCAAGGUGAAAAUGUGGUGGAGAUUCAAGACAUCAUGAUAAUGGAAAAUCCUGAAAUCUUUUCAGGAAAAAAUUCGGUUUCAAUGGACGGUAUUACAUUACCAGAUCACAAAAUAACUAUGGAGGGUUGCCUGCGAACUCUAGUAAUUCAGGAAGAAUUACCAGCGAACUCAGGUAUUCCCAUUUCUUACGAUAAUAGCAUGAAGAAGGUUGAAGCUCUCACUGAACAGAGAGAUCUUGAUGGAAAUGUCAAUGUUGAGUCUCCCAGUAAAAAUCUGCUGCUGUCUGGUAACAAGUUUAACUUAUUAAACUCUAUAGGGGAUAAGAACAUUGAUGUGGAAGUUAUAGCUGAAUCUAUAGAAGAGGAAUUGGAAGAAGAAGUUUUGGUAAACACGGGAGACUGUAAAAUCUUGAAAAAGGAAACACGGGACAAGUAUGAAGCGGUAAAGGGAUCUGAUAACUUGGUUGAAAAUUUGAGCUCUCAAAAGGCUGAGAAAAACUCUUCUCAGAAAGCCAAACUUUCUAAGGAACUCAGGGGAGCCAACAAGAGAGAGGCCUCCCUAUACUUGAAGGAGUACAUCAAAAAAUGGGAUGUGUUUUUUGUGGGUAUCAUUGAAACGAAAAUUGAUUAUCUUUCCAAAGAUGAUUUUGUGAAAAUCAUGGGAGAUGACUGGAAUUUUUUCCUGCAUCCAUCUAGAGGGAACUCUGGCGGAAUCAUGGUGAUUUGGAAUACAAAAGUGGCUUCAUUUUCUGUUACAAUUUCUUCUGAUCAGUGUGUGAUGGGGGAAUUAGAUAUCUUCAACAAAAGCAAAUGGAUGGUGGCUACUAUUUAUGGAAGUAGGGAAUUUCAAGGAAGAAGGGAACUUUGGAGGUCUAUGGAUGGCAUGGUUGAAAAAGAUACCCCUACUGUUAUUGAAGGUGACUUCAAUUGCAUACUUUCUCAAGAGGAAAAGAAAGGGGGUAAGAAAUUCUCUUUCUCCGAUGGACCGAUGGAAAUGAAGGCGUUUAUGAACAAUAAUGAUCUUCAUGAUGUUGGCACAAUUGGGGCUAAAUUUACUUGGUGUAAUAACAAGAAGGGAAGUGCGCGAAUCCUAGAGAAACUGGAUAUAUGUUUGCUGAAUUCUAAAGCUCUGGAGUUGAUCUUUAUACCUUCUGUAAGGCAUCUGGAAGGAAUUGCAUCUGUUCAUUGCCCCAUCGUGUUGAAGUUGUUUAAUCAACAUGUUCAAAAACCAAGAUUUCGAAAGUUUGAGGAUAUUUGGCUCUCUUAUGCAGCGUCUACUGCAGUGGUAAAAAAGUAUUGGGAUAAACCUGUAAAAGGAGACGAUAUGGAAGCUGUGAAUAAGAAGAUGGCUAGACAGGAGGAAGCCUCGGAAGACCUUUUCUCGGACAGCAAAGCUCUACUUCUUAUUUCCAAAGUCAGGGAAUUCAAUUGCACUCGUGCUAGAUUGAGUACAUUGUGGAAACAAAGGGCCAAAGCCAAGUGGAUGAAGGAAGGUGAUGUAAACUCUUCUUUCUUUCAUGCGUUUGCGAAUGGAAGGAGGAAUAACAAUUCUAUCAAGCAAAUGUUGAAUGAAGAAGGGGAAUUAACUGAAGAUCCAGCGAGCAUUAGAAGUAUCUUCUAUCAAUUUUUCUGUAAUAAAUGGGAGUACAGAAAUAGUGAUUUGAAUAAUUGGCCUCUCAACAAAAAUGUCCUGAAAACUGAAGAUUGCAAAAUGCUGGAAUCGGUUUUUACUUUGGAAGAAGUGGAGAAAGUCAUUAAAGAAUUUGGCAACAACAUUGCACCAGGUUUGGAUGGAAUUACUUAUUCCUUUCUCAAAGCUUAUUGGAAGAUCAUUGGGAUGGAUAUUUGGAAAGCAAUGCAACUCUAUUUUACAUCCGGGAAAAUGUCUACUAGAUGGAAAGAGACUCUAGUGAUACUUAUUCCCAAUGUAAGUAAUCUUCGGUCCCCUUCUAAUUUCAAGCCUAUUAGCCUUUGUAUGUCUAUAUACAAAAUUGAUGCCAAAGUACUUCUAAACAGAUUGAAGAAAGUGAUUCAUAACCUUGUUUCGGAGGAGCAAGUUGCUUUUAUUGAGGGAAGGGCAUUAUCUGAACAUAAUGGUUUGUCUGCAUUAGAUAAUGAGAAUUGUUGGGUUAAUUAUGAUGGUUUGAUUGCUACUCAAUCUAUCCAAAUUCUAGAAUCUAUUCAGAUUUCAAAAGAUGUGUUCAAUAUGGCACAAAAUCUAGAAGGAAAAGAGGAUGCUGCAUUUACUUCUUCUGACUCAAUUGUUGUUUCAGAUAAAACUUUCAUAGAUAUUGGAAGUUUUAUAGAAGAUAUUCCUAUUGUUGAACCAGAAGCUGUUACUCCAAUAGCUAAUGCCAAGAAAAAUGAUGGAAUUGAAGAAUCUCUCAACAAAUUUGGAGGAUUAUGUGGUCUGGUUUCUGCUAUUAUACAAAAAAUUGUUACUCCAUCAUCUGAGGAUGGAAGUCUAUUUGAGAUACCUGAUGAUGGAGAUUCUGCUCAAAAACUAUUUCAGAUUUCUUGCUAUGAGCCACAUCCUUGGCAUUUGGAAGUGGGAUAUAUUUAUUUCAGCAAGUGA
Molecule: messenger RNA, 2688 nt
Organism: Dendrobium catenatum
Lineage: Eukaryota; Viridiplantae; Streptophyta; Magnoliopsida; Asparagales; Orchidaceae
Exons: 5
Coding region: 1-2688 (895 amino acids)
Source: RefSeq, a predicted model, not a curated record